This is a messenger RNA of Nothobranchius furzeri (turquoise killifish), 1512 nucleotides long. RefSeq names its product docking protein 3 (gene dok3). NCBI's taxonomy places the organism in Eukaryota, Metazoa, Chordata, Actinopteri, Cyprinodontiformes, Nothobranchiidae. The record is from RefSeq and is a predicted model, not a curated record. Gene Ontology annotation, biological process: cell surface receptor protein tyrosine kinase signaling pathway; positive regulation of MAPK cascade; Ras protein signal transduction. Gene Ontology annotation, cellular component: cytoplasm.
GCGUGGGAGGGCUAAAGCGAGCCAUUCGCAGCUGGUUUUAAACACAGCAGCAGUUCCUGUGCUGGUGUGAGAGCCGUUUCACCGACUAAACUCACAAGCAUGGAUCUUAUCUUCAAGGAGGGGAUGCUGCACCUUCAGACAGUUAAGUUUGGAAAGAAGACGUGGCGUAAAGUACGCAUGGUUCUCUUCAAGCCCAGCUCCACUGGAGUGGGCCGGCUGGAGUUCUGCACCAUGUCGGACACCAGCUCCUUCAGCGAGCACAUGAAACCCGGUCGGCAGAAGACGACAGAGAAGAAAGUGGUGCGUCUAAGUGACUGUCUCAGCGUGACUCCUGCUGUGAGGGAGUCCUGUCCUGCUGGUUCCACCGCCUUCUACGUCCACACCACGCAGUCCACCUACACCUUCGCCUCCACGUCCAGCCCGGACUGGAUCAGCGCCCUCUGUCUGCUUGCCUUCCAGAAAGAUCCUGGAGAUGCAGACAAAGGGGAAUUUGAGAGAGGAAAUGGCUUGACCAUGGCAGACAAUGACCUUUACUCAUCAUGGAAAAGUGGCCGGACUCCUGCACCAAAGCAGUACCAAGUGAAGGUUCAGGCCACCGAGGCGUCUAAAAGGUGUAAGCUGUCUGGAGAGUAUCUGGUGUCCACAGAAAAGGACGAUUUGGUUCUGAGUGACAUUUCUGGUGGAGUCGUCUACUGCUGGCCCUACAGGCUCCUGCGUAAAUUUGGACACAUUGAGGGAGGCUUCAGCAUCGAAGCAGGACGCCGCUGUGACUCAGGAGAAGGAAUCUUUGUCUUCCUGACCCAAAACGGGACGGAGAUCUUCCAGACCAUAGCUCAUCAGUGUUCUGUGAAGAAGGACGUGAGUGUCCAAUACCUCCAAAGGACAUCAGUCCCUGCUGUUGUGCGCCCUGUUGUUCCUCCAGCUGCAGCCGCCCAGGUCCCUGCUCCUCCUGCACUCACAGACAGAGAGGACGGAGACACAGAGGACAGAUCUGUCUGUGACUACUCCACCAUCCGUGUCCCCUCAGUGGAGGGUGUGAAGCACCUGAGCCUCAUCAGCAAGGAGUUGAUGGAGGAAGGUGAGGAUGAGGAGGAGCGGUGCCACUCCCUGGAUGCUAUGGAUCAGGAGAAGAACAGGGAGAACAGCAUUUACUACAACCUGAGGAGAGCCUCGCAUCCUUCCAUCAGAGAAACCCAGACUGUUGCUCGCGGUUGCACCUACUCCUUUGUGGGCAAACAGAAGUUUUCCUCGGACUCGGACAAAUGUGUCGAUUACAAACCCUUCAGUCUGCAACUGUCUGCAGCAGACGACAGCGACCGUCGGGCGUACGGCACCCAGGAAGUGGAUGACAUGAAGGAAGGCGAGGAUGCCACAGGCUCCCCCACCCACAUCGGCCCCACAGAGGCCCCUGGCAGCUUCAAACACAGACUGGCUGAAAUCAUUUCCAAGGACAUGACAAAGUUCCAGCCACCUUUUCCCUACGGAACCAGCAACCCCAUGGUUUUCCAGUAG